Molecule: messenger RNA, 2665 nt
Organism: Phalacrocorax carbo (great cormorant)
Lineage: Eukaryota; Metazoa; Chordata; Aves; Suliformes; Phalacrocoracidae
Source: RefSeq, a predicted model, not a curated record
AUGGUCCACUCUAGCAUUCCAUCUCAAAAAGAAUAUAAUGGAAAUGAAAAAGGUCCCAAGGAGUGGAACAUCUUACAGAAGAAACUCCUGGAGACGAAAGCAACAGAGUACGUCAUUCAGAUAAUGGGAAUGAUCACUGUCAAGCAAAGAGCAGACAACCUUUUGGCCUGCAAUGUCAUGUCUUCUGAAGAAGUGAAUACCAUUGUCUGUGAAAAGGUUGAACAUGAUGCCUCAAGAAUGAUGAUUUAUAUGAUUUUGAAUAGAGGCUCAAAAGCCUGCAGUAUUUUGGUUAAGUCACUUGAGAAACACAACCCUUUUUUCUUUCAUGACCUGCAAGGAUAUUGUACUUCCAGGCAAGUGAAACAAGACAAAUUAAAUGACUUGAUUCAAGAUUUAAAGUAUGUGUAUCCAUCUUCAGCUUUUCAAAAAUAUCAUCCUCUGGGUAGUGAUAUUGACAUAAUUUUUGAUUUGGGAACUGCCUAAACUGACGUCUUGCUGUGGAAAAAAGAUAUACAUAAUAGCAGGAAAGGGCAGCUGACGCUGAAUGUACUUCUGGAAGAACUGAAAAAUCCCUGCAUUGUAGAAGGAGAAGCUGGCAAAGGAAAAACAACUCUUAUGAAAAGAAUUGCUGUACUCUGGGCUUCUGAUAAUUCGUCCACUUUGAAAAAAUUCCAAUUUGUUUUCUUUAUCAGCCUAACUAGCACAAGAGGUGGAAUAUAUGAGACUCUCUGUGAUUAGCUUCUCCUUGAACAAUACCCCACCUGCAAACAAGAUUUAAUGAAAAUGCUGCUAGCACAAAGACAAAGGGUCCUUCUCCUGUUAGAUGGCUAUGAUGAAUUCAAACCCCAAAACUGUCCAGAGAUAGAAGCAAUGAAAGAAAACCACAAAUUCAAGAACGUGGUCAUUAUUGCUACCAGGACUGAGUCCAUCCACAAACUCAGACAGUUUGGGUCACUGAUUGCUGAAAUAGGAGAUCUAUCGGAGGAGAGCUGCAAGAAGCUCGUUAAAAGCAUCUUGACAAAUAAGCUGGCUGAUGGUCUGUUAAACCAGCUUGAAGAGGCCACUUCCAUGAAAAACCUUAUGAAGACUCCUCUCUCUGUUAUCAUUGCUUGUGCCAUCCAAAUGGGUGAAAGUAAUUUUCAUCCAAGCACCCAGACUCUACUUUUCUCUACUUUGUAUGACUUGAGGGUGGAGAAAAAUAGGUACAAAACAGAAGCAAUAACAGAUUAUCAUAUUAUUCUGAGCAUACGUCAUUGUGGAGAUGUAGCUUUAGAUGGAAUAUUUGAUCAAAGAUUUGAUUUUCAGUCUGAGGAUUUAGCUGAUGUAAAAGAAUAAGUCCUGCUAGCUUCAGGUCUUCUGAAUAAAUACACAGCUCAAAGACUAAAGCAAACAUAUAGAUUCUUUCAUAAAUCAUUUCAGGAAUACACUGUGGGCAGAAAAUUUUGCAAACUUCUGACAUCCUGCCAAGAAGCAGAGGUGAAGAAAGGGUAUAGUUAUCUACAGAAAAUUAAUACUAUUUCAGAUAUUACUGAUACUUUUUUCAAUUUGCUCCUCUACACUUGUGGAUCCUCUCUAGAUGCCACUAGAAUAAUUUUGGACUUAUUGAAAAUAAUUGAUCAGCACAGAGAUAUUUCUCAACUGUUUUCAAUAAAGAAUCUCUCUUUGGAAAAAAUUUUGAAGAGGUUUUUCUGUGAUAAACAUAUUUACAUUAAUACUCAAAAUAUCCCAAUUUAUUUAUCUGAUUUCUGUAGAUACUUACCAAACUGUGUCAGUGUACUAGGACUCAUUAAGUUAGAUAUUUUGGGGAAUUACUCACCAAUUAAGGAAACAGACGAUGAAGAUCUUCAAAUUAGAACUUACAUUCCUGAAAAGGCUGUUUUCUUAUUCUUCAACUGGAACCAGAGUAUCAGAUCUUUAGAAAUUACACUGCAAGAUUUCAACAAGUUAAAGAAACACGAUAUUAAAUAUCUGGGCAAAAUAUGUUGCUCUGCUGUAAGCCUCAAGCUGCACAUCAGCAAUAGUGCUGGUAUCACAGGAACAUUGAAUGAAGUCCUUGAAACCUGUAAAAACUUAGAAGAUCUUACUGUGGUCACACCUCUUACUAUGGAAGAUGAACAACAGAUCACAACAAUGACAAAGCUGAAAACCUUACAUAUAAGAGAUCUGCCUGGUGAAAAUCUAGAAGGUGGACUUAUUGAUGGAAAACUUGUGAAUGCCGAAGGGCUUGUACUAGACAACAUAAGUAUGGAUGAAGGUGAUGCAAAAAAAAAAAUGGCUGAAGGUAUGAGAAAUUUGAGAAAGCUACGCUUAUUAUACAUGAAUCAUUUGAAAGCUAUUGGGGAUGUAAGAUCAGUUCCUGAUGAACUAAGUGAACUUGAAGAAAUCUAGCUAGUCAACUGCUGUAUCUCCAGUGAUGCUGUGGAAAUUCUAGCUCAGAAUCUUCAUAAUUUGACAAAACUGAAUGUACUUGAUUUGUCAGAAAAUUACUUAGAAAAGAAAGGAAAAGAUGCUAUCCACAGACUUGUUGAUGGCUUAAUAUCCUACCUGGGAUGAACAUGCUGAUGUUAGGUGUGCCUAACAAAAUUGUUAGAACUACUGGAAACAAUGCCACAGCUGACAAAACUUGGAAUGAGGAAGUGGAGCCUCGCUGAUGUGGAGGUCAAAA